This is a messenger RNA of Puntigrus tetrazona (Sumatra barb), 5735 nucleotides long. RefSeq lists its product as uncharacterized. Gene Ontology annotation, cellular component: catenin complex; adherens junction. The transcript is spliced from 7 exons. Gene Ontology annotation, biological process: cell migration; cell-cell adhesion. The record is from RefSeq and is a predicted model, not a curated record. Gene Ontology annotation, molecular function: beta-catenin binding; actin filament binding. The coding region runs from base 773 to 5122 and encodes 1449 amino acids. NCBI's taxonomy places the organism in Eukaryota, Metazoa, Chordata, Actinopteri, Cypriniformes, Cyprinidae.
UCUUUACCUAGCUGAUUAUAUUUUAAUAUUAUUCCAUAAAUGUCAUUAUCUAAAAAGGUUUGAUCUGUCAAUUAAGGCGAGACACUACAGACGAGUAGGGUAAAAAAACGUUAUCACCUUACCCAGUUCAUUGAUUACGUUAAUAAUUGCAAACAUUUUUUGUAUAACACUUUUUCUAAAAUAUCAAGUUUAAAUAUGCAAAUGAUGCAUUAUUUCAUGAAAUAUGCGCUAAUUUUCAUACAUUUUCUAGAACAAACAUCUAAACACUGGGUGAAAUCUUUUUCAAAAUUCCCAUAAAAAUAUUUUUUUCUCAUUUAUUCAUUCCAUAAUACAGAAACUGCAGACAGAAAACAAUACAUUUUGACAGUUUUUGGGGGGAAUAAAAUUUAUAUUAUCAUGCAAAUGAUACAUGAACUAGCCCCUCUGUAAAAACCUUCAGGAUAUAGUAAAUUUAAAGUUUGGUGUGUACUGAAAUAGAGAUACUUGGCUCAGCGUAGGAGAAAAAAAAUAAUUUGAAGAAAUCAGCCUUUGAAAAUGCGUAAUUUUAAAACAGAGAAAUUUCUAUGAAAGAAAAACAGUGACUUUUCAAUAUUUUUUUUCCACUGAUCUGAAAAACUAAUUUAUGUAAAACCAAAAAGCUCAAUUUGACAAGUGCAUGAAAAACAGGGUUUUUGCCUGCAGUGUCUCCCCUUAGAAGAUAUAAUUAGAGCAAUAUAACAUUUGAAGUUUAAUGCAUACGUAGUAACGUGUAUUCUGUUACAGUGCGAGAAAAAUGGCAUCUGUACUGGAGGAUGGCUUGAUAAAAACGGGCUCAAUAGAGCAGGUGGUGGCCCCUCUGUCCACUCACCUGUGUCAUCUCAUCCUGCUCUGUGGGAGCGAGACAGAACUGGAUGAAUUCACCCGGCUGGAAGCUGCAGCUAAAGCCGUGGCCAAAGCGUCCAAACACAUGGCAGAAGUAGCAACAAGGUUAGUCGAAGACACUGAUGAUGAGGUCUUGAAGAUGGAAAUGGAUCCACUUGUUGAAUCCCUGACUGUUUCUGGUCAGCAUGUGCUCCUUGCCACCCAGAAGCUCAGCAUACAACCAGAGAUCAUAGAGCACAGAGAAGAACUCAUUGAAGCCACUCAAAAUGUGCUUGUAGGUGUGGUCAAGAUCCUGCUAGUGGAAGAUGACGCGACUGUAAGGAAGAUCACUGCAGCUGCUGAUUGGCUAUUGCGGUGCCUUUCACAAGUAGGAGCUGCAGCAGACAUCUCAUCGUUAUUGAAAGUGUUUAAAGCAUACUCAAAGGCAAUGCUGCUUCUUCACAACUUGGUGGUGGAAAGAAUUCAGGAACUGCGUGAUGACAAACAACAGCAGCGUUUGAGGGCUUCUCUAGAAACACUAAAAAAAUGCGUCUCCAUGCUGCACACUGCCAUGUACACGACCAUCAAACAUCCACACAGCGAGGAGGCACAGAGUGCAAAGCAGUACAUCUUAAACCAGGUGGACUUAACUGUAAAUGACAUCAUAGCCACACUCAAGAGCAACUGUGGCCCAGCUGCCAGGGGUUCAUGUGGAUGCUACACCGUAAUACGAAACAAAUUACUAAGACUGCUUUCUGACCCUGCUUGUGUUAAAGAUGGUGGUUUUGAUGUUAUACUUCGCGACCUAGUGUUCCACAGCAUGGCAGUAGCAAACACUUCUCGUAGGGAUAUUCAGUUUGAGGUUGCUGCACACUCUAAGCAACUCCUUCAGCUCUGGUCAGAGAUGUCACAACAAAUGAAAUGUUGUGAUGAUCAGCAGCUUGUAAACACAUGUGCUUCUCUUUUGAAUCAAAUCCACAAACUUGACGAUGCUAUGGUGAAGGCCACACAGUUGCGAGUAAUGGACAUAUUUGUCACAGCUUCAAGUCCUUUGGAACAGUUAGUGCACACCAUAAGCUUUAUCGCCCAGGAUGAGCAAGAUGAAGAUAAAUUGCAUGUGGAAACACUUCAGGUUGAAUCUGAAUCCUUCAUAGCUCAUGCUGACAAGAUUUCAGAAGUGGCUGGCUUUAUCUCAGCUUUAGCGUGUGAUGAAAAGAGUCUUGAGGGCGUAGAGAACUCAAGAGGAUGCAUCAUGAGACUGAAACAAGCAAUUUGCGUACUUGUGCAAAAUCUAGAGGAAGACGAUGUGCAUUCAAGCGAAACUUUGGAAAAAUUAAAAGAGAUGCAACAGAGAUGGUCAGAGGAGAUUGAGCAGCUCUUGCAUGCAUGUAGUAGCAUCAUAAACGUGAAGGACUUUGUCUGUCUUGCUCUUCAGGAGAUGCAGAGCAACUGGAUGGAGUUUGUCGAAGCACAUGAAGAUGAAGAUGCACAGUAUCUCACGAAACAAGCAAGCUUGCUUAUUGGCCAUAUGAGCUUGGUAAUACAGCUUGUGAGAAAACAUGUCAGUAAGAGUGACAAUCCUAUCUACCGUAAUGGACUUCUGGUUCUGAUAAAGCAAGCAGAAGGAUAUGCUGCCGAGGUGACAAGUUGUGUCACUGAUAUCUACUCUAACACCAGUCUUAGCAAUGAGGCUUUCUCAUUGCUCUCUGAUUGUGUUUCAAAAGCCCUAAAACAUUUUGACAUCCUGCGUGAAGGACUUGACGGUUUGCAGCAUCCACAUCUGCUUAGUCCUCUGCGGGAGGGGGCCCGCCAGUCUGCUGGUACCAUACCAUGUGCUAUGCCCAUUUCAGAGCAUGAAAGAUCAACUGAAGACCAUUCUGACAAAACAGAAGCUGAGACUUCAGUGCAAAGUCCUAGUAGUGAAGAGAUUCCAUGUCAGCUCAAAUCUGGUUUGGGGAAUCCAGCUGUUCAACUAAUACUGGAGCAUGAUGUACCAAACCCUGAAGAAGCAUGGAUAGCGCCUGUCACAAAAUCUAAAUCUGUUAUACAGCUCCAUAAUAUUGAGUUGCUGCCUCUCUUGUGUGAAGUUGUCUGCAUGACCAAAGGUAAAGAUGUGGAGGCUCUCAACAUGGCUUGCACUGGAGUUCUAGGACUCUCAAAUAGCUAUGCCCAAGCUACAAGAGAAGCCACCAGUGUCAUAGACACAGCUGAUAGCGAGGAAGUGGAAAGUCUGCGUUCCAAACUUGUGUCUUUGACACCAUUGCUUGUCCAGACAGCACAGGAAACAGCCAUGAGUUCUGCCAUGAGUACAGAUGGCAUUUAUAAACACAGUACAGACUUCUCUGACCUUAUCAAAAAUGCACGUAAGAUAUUGCUGCCAGUGGCAGGGAUGUGGUACCAUGGUGUUUACUCCAUGUUCCAAAACUAUGCACCCAAUAUGUUGGAGUCCAUCACACAGGAACUCACAGAGGUCAUGUGUUUAUGUGCAGACGCUGUGCAACUUGUAACAUCAGCGGAUAUAAAGGUGAUGGGCGAGUGUCAUGAGAGUAUAAUGUCUUUGCAGAGCAAGCUCCAAAAAGCUCAAACCAACACCAAGAAUCUCACAGACGUAGUGGGUUCGAGACCAACUCAAACUGAUGAACUUGAUGGUCUCUGCAUGCUUUGGGCCUUGUCUGUCCAAGUACUGUUAAACUCAUUAGAUAAGGUUGUGGGAACAGUUACGACUGAUGGUAAUAGGCACAUAAUCACACAUCAAAUGUCACCCAAGAAGUGGUUGUCAGUGAUGUCUGAGAACUCACUUCGCAUACAAGAAGCUGCAAAACUGUCUUCUUUGAACUGUCGAGAUAGCUACAGAGUUAAACUGCUAGGAGAACUACAAGAAGACGUAAAGACACUUACGGAUUCUUACCUGCAGGCUGCUGAAGAAGUUGGUACAGUGUCCCUCUCAAGUGUCCUGAUGCUGGCGAAAUCAGAGUUACUUCAGAGACAGCUUCAGAUCAAAAUAAAGGCACUCUCUUGUCUCCUGAGUAAAGUUAACCAUAAUUAUGUGACAGCCAUUCAAGAUACUAUUGCUUUGGCAUGCUCUGUCCAGAUAAAACAUAGUGGCAUGGAAACUGAAGACAAUCUGGCACAGUUUGAAAGGGCUACAGAAUUGCUUGUGCAGAAUGUUAAAAGGGCCACAGAGUCCAUUCAGGACUGUUUUAAUUUCAUUAGAGACCCAAAGGAAAGGUCCAAUCUGAGAUUCAUUAAUGACCACUUAACAUUUCAAAUGUCUGACAUUGUGAGUAGAGCCAGACUAAUUGCAGAAACGCAAACUCUUGGAGAUACUCUCACCCUUGAUAUUCAGUCACAGUGCUGGUCAGCAAAGGCACAUUACCUUGUUGAAGAAAUUUGCAAAGUAGAUGGAAUUCUUGCGGUCACGAAAGAAGAGAUCAAGUGUAGUUUGCAGUGCAAAGAGUCUUUUGGAGUCUUCCUGACACCAAGUUUCACAAAAAAGGCAACACCACAUCCUCUAUCCACAAAUAAUCAAAGCCCUACUAAAAGCAAACCAAGUACCAGUAUCCAAGGUGUGUCCAAUCAGGAACCAAAUAAGGAGGAGACAUCCCAGAAGAGCCCAAGAGGUCCUGUGUUCAACUUAGUAGAUACGACCCUCUCUUACACUUCUCUCUUUCUGAAACGAGAGACUGAGAAGUGGGAUGACCAGGGUAACCAGAUCGUCAGGGUGACAAAAGAAAUGGCUGAUAAACUCUAUCACAUGGCCCAGUACCUAAAGAAGAAAGGUCCAAUCCAGACCAAAGAUGCUUUUGUAACAUCUGCAAAAGACCUCGUCUCAGGUGGCCAAUCAAUCACCCAGUUUGUGCGUGUUAUAGCAGACCACUGUCUGGACAAGCAUUGCACUGAGGAGCUCUUUGUCAUUGCAGAGCAGAUUCUGACCAUUUCCAACCAACUUACCAUAAUUUCAAGUGUUAAUGCAGUUACUCCUGGGUGCAAAUCAUCAGACGAGAUCCUGGUGAAGAAUGCACAGAAUCUACUUCAGACAGUUAUCCAAGGAGUACGAGCAGCGGAGACUGCCUGCAUCAGGGGUUUAAAACAGCCUGAGCCAAACUCAGAAGCAGCAAAGGCAGCAGCUUUCUGUUUCCAGUGGAAAAAGAGUCUCCUUAUGCACCGAGCACAAGAACAGCUUAACCCAGAAACUGAUGAUUUGGGUCUACGUAGGACCUACCCACAUUCAACAGCACCCAGCCUUGCACCACCCAUCAACGUGUUAGAUAAUUACAAGUGAAUAAACACAAAAUAAAGAGUCUUAAUUUUAACUUCUGGAUAUUCUGUAUGUUGAGUCAACAGCAAUGCCAAACACUGUGAUAUAUCCCAUAGAUUCCUAACUUUUCUGCCUCACAAACCAAUCUAAAAAUGCACAACAAACUAAAUGUGCUUAACAGGGAAAAAAAGGGAAAAAAACCAACUUAUUUUGAGUCCACUGAAUAAUCAUAUGUAAUGCAUAUAUUUCAGCAUGUAAGAGAUGCAAAUGCAUUUUAGAAGCAUAAUUGUAAAAUAUAAAUGAAAUCAAGUCUGAAAUUGUAUUUGGACAGUGAUGAAAUAAUUUGACUAAAUUGUUUUGAUGUUAUCCUCUAAGUUCACUGUACAGUAAAAUGCAUUAGCCUGAAGGUCGCUCAGCUGGCUGCUAUUCAAGACACAAAAGUGACAUCCAUUUAAAAACACUAAUAUCCAAAUCACUUAAUCCUUUGUAUUUUAUUUUAAACAUCGAAUUUAAAAAAAGAGGAAAGUGACUGCUGUAUUUAAAUUCCCUUACUAGCAUUUCAGUCAGACUGGUAAAAGAACACAAAAGCAGUUCAGCAAUAUCAGUGGAAAAACAUAUACAAAUAAAAUAGAACUAU